Molecule: messenger RNA, 990 nt
Organism: Komagataella phaffii GS115
Lineage: Eukaryota; Fungi; Ascomycota; Pichiomycetes; Pichiales; Pichiaceae
Product: Negative regulator of RNA polymerase III
Exons: 1
Coding region: 1-990 (329 amino acids)
Biological process (GO): negative regulation of transcription by RNA polymerase III
Cellular component (GO): nucleus
Molecular function (GO): RNA polymerase III core binding
Source: RefSeq, a predicted model, not a curated record
AUGAAGUUCAUUGAUGAAAUUGAUAUAGAGCUGGUUAACCAGGCUCUCUGUUUUGAAACUCCUGACUAUUCGGUUCGUGGCGGUUGCGAUUUGUUCACGACGAAGCCUGUGGGGUCGGACAAGAAACUAUAUAAAACGAUUGAUAAGCAUCUAGAUGACAUAUUGCAGGAAAGCUUGAAUUGGAACAUGUCUCACUCUCCGCCCACAGCUUCCAGGAUAACCGACAAUGUUGAUUUUCAGACGCGGUUUAGCCGGAGGGCCUCCUCAUCUAGUAUUGUGAAACCAACUUUGAAAAGAAAGUCUUUCAACCACCACCAAGCAACUACAUUGAGUAAGUCUUUGGAGAAUAUUGACAUAAACGAAAGCGCGCUGUAUGACGAGGAGACCCCAUUUGGUCCCAUAACUUCCACACAUAGCAGAAAAAUCUUUUCGUACCUAAUAGGAAUACUGAACGCGUCGUAUCCCGACCAUGACUUUAGUUCAUUGACGCCGGACUACUUCACAGCAGUUGACUCUGCAAAUUCCAUGAUGAACCGUUUCAACUCAAUUGUAUUGUCUUUGGGCUAUAAGGAUCAGAUAGACGAUGGUGAUAAGGAUAUUAACUGGAUUUGGGAGACUAUCAAUUCCCAUAUGGACAUUCAAGACUGCUCCAUUUACGCGUUGGAACCCAAGGAUGGAGUUUUGGCUGACUUAGAGCCUAAUACGCUAUGGUGUUUAAUGUGGUUCAUCUUUAAUAAGAAACGGAAACGGGUCGCGUUCCUGCAUCUCAAGGCCACUAUUAAGAACAAAUACUCCCCUCCCAUGCGAAGAAAUUCCAAAGUAAGCACUCUAGACGAAGUUAGUGGGAACUUCAAUCUAAACGAUGAAGAAUAUGAUCUCACUUACGACGAUGACGAUCCUAAUCAAGAAGAUCCUGAUGUAUUUAUUGAAGAGGAUGAUGAUGAGGAUGACAACAACACUAUUGUUGCGGAAGACCUGCAGGUUAGUUAA